Molecule: messenger RNA, 714 nt
Organism: Ixodes scapularis (black-legged tick)
Lineage: Eukaryota; Metazoa; Arthropoda; Arachnida; Ixodida; Ixodidae
Product: cuticle protein 12.5-like
Exons: 3
Coding region: 34-606 (190 amino acids)
Source: RefSeq, a predicted model, not a curated record
AGUUGGAUCUCCAGUCGAGGGACAAACCUAGCCAUGGUCGGACUUCGCGCCUUCCUUCUCCUGGCCCUGGCCAGCCCUGUCUUCUGCGGGCUCACCCACGGUGGUGGCGUCGUUCACUCUUCUGGGCUGGCCGGAUACUCUGUCGCAGCUCCGGCUAGCGUCGUGGUUAGUGCUCCAGUCGCCCAUGUUGCUGCAGCUCCAGCAGUAGCCUUCUCCGCUGCUCCAGUUGCUACGGUAGCAGCUGCUCCUCUGGUUGCUGCCGCCCCAGUUGUGACUAGGGUCGCAACAUAUGAAGUCGCUCCAGCCGUUGCCGCCGUUGCGGCUGCCCCAGUCGCCACUGUGGCUGCUGCUCCAAUUCUCGCUGCCGCCCCCGUCGCCCGCACCGUCACCUACCAUACCGCUCCAGCCGUAGCCACCUACCAUGCUGCUCCAGCUCUCGCGACCUACGGCCACGCCGCUCCCGUGUACGGCUUCGGGGUCGGCAGUCUGGGCUAUGGUGUCGGCAACUACGGCUACGGUCACGGGCUUGGCACCUAUGGUCUUAACUACGGCUACGGACUCGGCACCUACGGCGACUAUGCCACCCUCCUCCGCAAGAAGAAAUAAAAUUGAUGGCAACGUAUGGCAGCGGAGGAAGUUUAGCCGAGUCCACGAAGUCUGCAAUAAACUCCAGUUAUCGUUAAAUAAACUUGAUACUUGAAGUUUCAUCCCAUA